Messenger RNA from Chara braunii, 3962 nucleotides. Lineage: Eukaryota; Viridiplantae; Streptophyta; Charophyceae; Charales; Characeae. The record is from the annotation of a GenBank genome assembly.
GAGUACACUCUGUCGGGUCCUGGGAUACCCCAGCUUCAGUAGCGAGAGGGGCGAACCGCGACGGAGAUGUCGGGAAGGCCACUACUGAGGAGGGCGCAGGUGUAUACAACACCGUGGCUAGGAGGCGCCGCGGGGAUGCGAGGCGCCGGGGCGGGACUGAGCACGACACUGGCGGGAAAGGUCAGUGUAGUGGCGGUCGAGGGCGGCGGUGUAAGGGCACCGCGAGGAGGUAUGACCGUCUUGGCGGCAACGCAAACACCCACGCCGACCCAAAAUGGCCGCGCGCUCAACGGAGAGGACACCGCGAGGAGGGACAAAGCCCUGAGGGAGGUCCUGUUGAGGGACCUCGGGGGGCGACGCGUCAGCGUGACUAGAGCGGCUGCGUGCCUGGGAGAGGGUGGAGAGGAUGAGUUGGAGGCGCUCGACCAUAGAGAGAGUAGAGUCCUCCAGGUGGUAGUGGACGAUCUUUUCGAGGUCGAGGUCGUCGCUAUGGUCACCCUCAGGCGACAACGGGGCAACGUUCUGCUCACCAUACUCGAGCAAGAUGAAGCGGUGCGAGAAGUGGCGGCCCUGCUCCGCGGAACGGCGGGGGCGGCCGCGGAAGGGGGAACGACGCUGGGAUGUGCCAUGAGAGGAGGAGGGGGCGUAGCCAGUACGCUGAGGCUGGGAGGAGGAAGCAGGGUGAAGACGGGCCCGCAUCUGCUGAUGGGUCCUGGCGGCCUCAUAGGCCUGCGGGGCCGAUGUGAACUCGUACACAGGUCUAUUGUUGUGAGGUUGAAAGAAGACGAAAGAAGAUAUAAAACAGAGAUGGCGAACGUGUCGAACCGUGCGAGGCCUCUUUUGGGCAAGUUCUUUUGUCUUGCGAGGCAAGGUUUGGCCCAGAGAGCGAGAGCCGCAGCCCCACUGCCACAGACUGGCAGCGUUGAAAGUUUGUCGAGGACUUCAAGCCUCCUGCUGAGGCCGUUGAGCCAGUUGCAAUGGAAGUGCGGCAUGGGAACUGCGGCGGCAGCAGCAGCACCUGUGGCUCCUGCUGAACCUUCUCCAGCCAUCGAUAUCAAAGGAGUAAACCUUGCUGGGCGACCGUUAUAUCUAGACGUACAGGCGACAUCACCGGUGGACCCGCGCGUGUUAGAUGCAAUGCUUCCGUAUUUUGUGGAGCAGUAUGGCAACCCCCACUCCAGGACUCACAUGUAUGGGUGGGAGAGCGAGGAGGCUGUGGAGAAGGCGCGUGCGCAGGUGGCUCACCUUAUUGGUGCCAACCCGAAGGAAAUAAUUUUCACGUCGGGUGCGACCGAGUCGAACAACAUCAGCAUCAAGGGUGUGGCAAGAUUUUACCGGGAGAAAAAGCGGCAUUUGAUCACAGUGCAAACGGAGCACAAAUGCGUGCUCGACUCGUGCCGCUUCCUGCAGCAGGAGGGGUUCGAUGUGACGUACUUGCCGGUUCAGAAAAAUGGCCUGAUAGAUCUCAAGGAGCUGGAGGAAGCGAUCCGUGAGGACACAGCGCUUGUCUCGAUCAUGGCCGUGAACAAUGAAAUCGGGGUGGUGCAGCCUAUCAAGGAGAUAGGUGAAAUAUGUCGAAAAAGGAAGGUCUUCUUCCAUACGGACGCAGCACAGGCCGUUGGCAAGAUACCGAUAAAUGUGAACGACAUGAAGGUGGAUCUGAUGUCCAUCAGCGGACAUAAGCUGUAUGGGCCAAAAGGGGUCGGUGCGCUGUACAUUCGAAGACGUCCAAGGGUUCGCAUCGAGGCACAAAUGAGCGGAGGCGGCCAAGAGAGAGGACUGAGGAGUGGCACGGUGCCGACACCACUUGUUGUUGGCCUUGGUGCUGCAUGUGAAAUUUCUGAACAGGAAAUGGAAAGGGACACCGCGCACGUGAAGAGGCUCCAGAGGAAACUGUAUGACGGGCUGACCUCUAGGCUGAAAUCAGUCGUCGUGAACGGCGAUUUAGAGGCACGAUACCCUGGCAACCUUAAUCUCUCAUUUGCGUACGUCGAAGGGGAGAGUUUAUUGAUGGGUUUGAAGGAAGUCGCGGUGUCGUCGGGUAGUGCAUGCACGAGUGCAAGUCUUGAGCCAUCCUAUGUUUUGCGAGCUCUUGGAGUGGAGGAAGACAUGGCGCACACUUCCAUACGGUUUGGCAUCGGGCGGUUUACAGCCGAAGAGGAGAUUGACAGAGCAAUUGAGAUGACAGUGAAGCAAGUGGAGAAGCUACGAGAAAUGAGUCCCCUUUGGGAGAUGGUACAGGAAGGGAUAGACCUCAAGUCGAUCCAGUGGAGCCAGCACUGAGGUGAGAUCGAGAUCCGUCCGCGCAUGGACAGAGCCCCCUUUGGGAGAUGGUGCAUGGAGGGAUGUAGACCUCAAGUCGAUCCAGUUGAGCCAGCACGGACGUGAGAUCGAGAUCCUUCCUCGCAUGGACAGAGCCCCCUUUGGGAGAUGGUGGGGGAAGGGAUGUAGACCUCAAGUCGAUCCAGUGGAGCGAGCACUGAGGUGAGAUCGAGAUCCGUCCGGACAUGGACAGAGUUCUUGCGGUUGCUCACGGUAUGUAUAGGUGGGCGCAGGGGGAGCAUGUUGGCAAACUGGCGAUGAAGGGGGAGCAGAGACUGCUUUCCCACCCAUGGAGCUCAUGAUGAUGGUAUGGUGUUGCCUGCGCCGUGUUUUCCAAGGCAAUAUGCCGUUCUCCAUUGGUCAUUGCCAGGGGGGUGUCCCCCAAUGGGAUGAAUUUGACUCGAGGAGGCCCCUUUGCACGGCGAUGAUGAUCUGUUACUCAACUUUCGUUGCUUACUUUUUUCAGGCCGCCUUUUGACCAGGAAUCAUAGUCUUCCUCUUCUUGGUUGGCGGCUUUCGAAGAAGAGCAAAAAAAAUUGUAACGUGGAGUCUCCUUCAGAAUGUUGUUACGGUGGAUGCAUACCAGAGUACUGCGGCUACCGAAACUCCGCUGCUGCGUUCGGCUAUGCUCCCAGAUUAGGGGCCUUGCCACCUUGGGGCCAUUGAGAUGCUCUGAUGAUGCGAUGCCCCAACCGUUUUCCUUUCUUUAGAACGUAGGCAAUCAAUCUGGGGCCUCUUCUGGAGGGUUGUACAGAGAGGAUUGCCUAGGCCAUCUACGCUUUUCGUAAUGGGAUUGAUGAGGGCGGAAGGAGUUGUGCAAUGACUGCAACACGUCAUUUGCUAGUUGAUGUACGUCCCUCUUGUUUUCUUUCUUAAGACAUAGCGGUAGGUAGGUAAAACUUCAUACUUAGAGCUGUGACGGAAUGGUGUCUGUUGUUUGUCCUUUGUAAAAAGCUGAUAGUCAGUUCUAGUUGGAACAUAAAGCAUGUUAGUUGCGUAAACCAUGUAGGUGGUGUUGUGCAUGCUUAGGACACAACAUCCUGUCCUGUUGACAUCGGGCAUUUUACUUGUUUUCAUGGAUGGUCAUUGUGAUACAAUGCAUGGAAGCAAGCUUCUCACCAUCUCUCGAUCAUCAUCGCAAUUUGGUGCAUUGCAGCAGGACUCCGACUCUGCCAUUGGAAUAGAAUGCGUGGCAGCGGAAUUCUCGCUCCGCACAACUGUUGACACGCCUGUUAAUUGUGGGCAUGUGCAUGCGCACUCGCGUGUACAACAAAUAGAGAGUGGGCAGAGAGACCUGGCCGUGCUCAUUUUCGCGGUAUCGUUGGCAAGGCCAAGAGGUGGCAUGCUGUGAAACAAGUGGAGUUUGUAGAUGUCUGAACUUUAAACUUUCGGAUAUUAGGUCACUGGUUCACGUUUAAGUGGGGCCAAGGAUCUCGAAGUAGUCUCCUGGCAGCCUUCCGCAGAGCGUGUUAGGACUCCAAGAUUCUGGUUCGUCCGUUCUAGAAACAGCAAGCGUCAGAAAAGCAAGUCAAGCAUUAACUGCAACAAGAUAGAAAGACUGAACUGAACAUCUGUGCUCUGAAUAAAAAUUGUUUUGAUGAGACUUUAAGAAGCUCUGAUAAUGAAUUCUGGCAGAGAAU